AGAAAUCAACGGCAGCAGGAAAAGUACCAAAAUGAAAGAAGUGGACAAUAUAAAAACUGUGAAGGAUGAAUGGAGGUGUAAAUCUGGAACUGAUGAUCAGAUUCUGAAUAGCACAGAUCAAAACCAUGACUAUUUUGUAGAUAAGCUUUUUGAAGAAGCUCAGAAAGUUGGUGCAAUAUGCAUGCCCCCGGCUACAGUCAAGAAUCAGGUUGAUAUAAUUAUUAAACUUUGGAAAAACGGAUUUACGGUAAACGAUGGUGAACUGAGGAAUUAUGCUGAUGCUGCAAACCAGCAGUUCCUGGACUCUGUUAAAAAAGGGGAACUGCCUUUUGAGCUACGAAAAAUUUUUGAUAAGGAGGAAGUAGAUGUGAAAGUGGAAGACAAGAAAGAUGAAUUGUAUUUAUUGUCAAGAAAGCCACUGUUCCAUCCCUUUUCUGGCCAUGGUUACAGAUUAGGAAGUGCGACUCCAAGGAUUAUUUCUAAAGUAACAGAUGACCAGCAAGAAGCUGACAGCAAGAGACCUCUUCCGUUUGUGCCCUUAAAUGACUUGGAGCCUAUCACGAGCAUCCAGAUCUGGUUAGCUGAUGGAAAAAGGAUAGUUCAGAAAUUCAAUGUUUCUCACAGAAUAAGCCACAUCAGAGAUUUCAUCACAGAAUACCAAGGAUCACAGGGAAGGGUUCCCUUUACACUGACUACUUCUCUGCCCUUUCAAGAGCUGCGGGAUGAGACGCUCUCACUCGAGGAAGCAAAGUUGCAAAAUGCUGUUGUUGUUCAGAGACUUCAGAAAACAACUGAGCCUUUCAGAACUCGUAGAGAAAAAGCACCCGAGAGUGACUGUGAAACUGCUGCUACACCUGAAGGACACCUCAAGAAAGAGCCAAAUGGCGCAAUCCAAAGCAUGAGCGCARUUUAGACGUUAACUUGCCAAAAGCUCCACACAGACAAAACUAGACAAAACCAAAAAUGUAACCAGCAAUAUCUGGAUGCACUAUGAUCCUCACUUAGUUGCACUCUUAGCAAAAAGUGUGCUGUGCUAUAAUCUGCUAAAAUAGAAGUAUUUUCUAUUCAUUUCUGUGGUCAGAACCUGGCUAUAAUGUAGCAGAGAUAACUAUACAGCAAAGUCCUCUUUAGAACUUCCUUAGGUAGAUAAGCUUUGCCAGCCUGUCCUUCAAGGAGUGUCUAGAUGAAAUGGUACUACUGUAAGACUUUGCUACUACUAAUAGCACCUUGUAAGGAAAACUUUAUUUAUUUUUGCACUUUGGACUGCAAYGAGACUAAACUGUCUGGUUUUACUUACUUUUCAGUGUAAGCUGCUUCAGUUUGCAUUCUUCUUACAGUAAUGUUUAGGCAAYAGAUGCUGCAGGGAAGCUCACAUAUGAGCUCUAAAUAACUUGAAAAUAUUCUACAGUAUUGAUAUCUUUAGGAUUUAAGUACUACAAAAUCAGUAUGUUUAGGAUUAAACUUCUACAGUGUGAAUGUUCCAUUAAGUUUUCAUGUGGUAGGUGCAUGUGUGAGAAGAUAAAAACGAGGUAGUCUGGUGCAUGCUGCUUAUGAAGUGCCUCAAAAUUAGGCAUUAUUACUAAUGGCUGAAGUGGUUUCUGCCUCCCUCGUGUUCUGCCACAGGUGUUUUUCAGGGUGAUGUUAAACUACCUAAUUCACUAGAAGGAAUAGAGAACCACUGCUAGUCUUUUCUCACCGAAGCUCUUCUUUUCCUGGGGUUUACACCAAAGCUUCUCUUUUUCUGGAGUUUACAGGCAUGCUGGCUUAGAGGAAUAUAGCUGUUUCUGUAUUACAUAUUCAUUUUUGUCCUCAAACAGCCAGCUGUGGAGUGCACUAAGUGCAUGUGCCCAUGUUUCAGAGAUGUUCAAAAUCUUUAUUUGCAAGUCAGGGUUUUUCCCAUGCUAUCACCUUCUCUUUUCAGCCAGUUCUUAUUUCACUGUUUUUUAUUGUGUGGGCAUAAUAUUUGGAGCCAAACCCUCCAAAUUUUGCUGAAGGAGAAAUCAACAUAAAGGCURAAUAUCCUGAGGAUUGUACUUGCUAAGUAGCACGUGGGUUUGUGAAUGGGACUGAAGUCUCUGGAUAAGACUGCCUGGGGCCUUCAAUGAAUGGUCAUUGGUUUAUGCUACCUGAACAAAUGUUGUCAUAUUUCCUCUGUUUGGUUGACUGAAAGAYGGGUUUGCGGUUUCUUUGUUUUGUUUUAAAUGAAGGUGACUUAUUGGAGUGACUUGAAUUAUUUCUAAAACCCUUGUUACCUCAAACAAGAUCUGCGCUUAAUUUAUUCAUAGGAUUGUAAAACUGUAUUUUGCUUUAGCAUCUCUCCAGGUUCACAUGAGGGCAGUGGAUGAAAGUCAACUGCACAAGUGUCCAUUGAGUGUAUUCAAAACUAGAUAGUUCUUUACAGAUAGUUUAUAGCAGUUGCUGUGUCAUUCAACUUUAUAUUGCUAGUAACACAACUAAAUUCUAGUCUACCAGAUCUCUAGUAGUAGGACCAGUCAAAUAUACUUUGAAAACUGAAGAGACAGCUCAUGUACUGAGCUCCAGUUCUUAGUUUGCAGAGCUUUCUGAACAGUAAAUUUUAUUAUCUAACGCCUCUGAAUCUGUUUUAAUAUGAAACCAAGUAUGAGAGAACCACAAAUGGUUGAUAAUAAGUUCA
Molecule: messenger RNA, 2653 nt
Organism: Nothoprocta perdicaria
Lineage: Eukaryota; Metazoa; Chordata; Aves; Tinamiformes; Tinamidae
Gene: UBXN2A
Product: UBX domain protein 2A
Biological process (GO): membrane fusion; proteasome-mediated ubiquitin-dependent protein catabolic process; nuclear membrane reassembly
Cellular component (GO): nucleus; cytosol
Molecular function (GO): ubiquitin binding
Source: RefSeq, a predicted model, not a curated record